GGACUUUAUUGAUGGUGGACAGCGAGGAGGAGUAUUUUCCUGAAGAGAUCACCAAGCUGAGAAGGGAUGUUGAUAACGGCCUUUCACUUAUAGUGUUUAGUGACUGGUACAACACAUCAGUGAUGAGGAAAGUCAAGUUUUAUGAUGAAAACACAAGACAAUGGUGGAUGCCCGAUACUGGAGGUGCUAACAUACCUGCCCUUAACGAUCUGCUUUCUGUCUGGAAUAUGGCCUUUAGUGAUGGGCUGUAUGAAGGUGAUUUUACCAUGGCAAACCAUGAAA
Molecule: messenger RNA, 282 nt
Organism: Tinamus guttatus (white-throated tinamou)
Lineage: Eukaryota; Metazoa; Chordata; Aves; Tinamiformes; Tinamidae
Source: RefSeq, a predicted model, not a curated record